CCGUCAACAUUUUAGAGAAACAUUUAAAUUUUUUAUUGUAAAUAAAUAUUUUUAAACGUGUUUGCGAAUAAAUAUAUACUAGUGAAAUAAAUACCGUUGUUAACUAUAAUAUCUUGCUAGCAAAAUUAUAUCAGUCAGCUUUUUUUUUAACGUUAAACCUUUUUUUUUCUAUUUUAACUCCAUAUUUAUCCAAUCCGAAUGAAAUAAUAAUAAAAAGAUUUAAAGUAAUUUACAAAUACUAAUCAUUAAUACUUUGUAAUAAAUGUCGGCUCUAACUACUGUACGAUGUGAAAUUAAAUAAGGCGGAACAAAGCUACAAAAAAACAAAAAAACCCGGGGUCCUUACAGGGGAUGCAUGUUGAAGCGAUGUACUGGAUUUUAUAGUGCUUUAUUUACAACGCGCACGAGCACGGCCGUGACAGAAGUCAUUUCCGUGUUUGUGUUUUUGUUUUCGUGUUUAUGAGGAUUUUAGAGAUGUAAAUAAUUCACAUACGAGUUACAGCAAGCGAGACUGAAACUGUCCCGUUUCAUCCACAACUGGUUCUUCUUAAAAUCUCUGCGAUUCCCUGGAGGAACAAGCCCAAGAACUAUUCCUGCUCCGGAGUGUUCCUGUUGAUCCUGAUAUUCCGGAGUGUUCCAGAGUGUUCCGGUGUUUUCCUGCGUGAUGGAUGGCGAGGCUCUGGUUCACAGCUGGCCGUGUUCCUACUACGUUAACGGCGAUAAGCGCUGGGUGAGCGGUCGUCUCACUCUGACCCCGAGCGCCGUCCGCUUCAGCUCAUCGUCAGGCGUAACCGGAGGUCUCCUGCUCCCGCUGUCCCGCGUCACACACAUCAACACCGAGUCGUCCUGCUUCAUCUUCAGCGCCGUGACGCUGCAGGAGCGCGACUCCCACAAGCACUGGUUCUCAUCUCUGAAACCGAGCGCCAGUGCCGUGUUCCACGUCCUACAGCACUUCUGGAGAGAGUCGCUCGCCGUGCGCACAAACUCCACACACACUCCGCUCAGCCGCGGUCAGAGACUCAUCAGCAUGGUGAGCGACGCCCAACACACACUCACACACACCGGCAGGGCACUGAGUCAGCAGGGAGAACAGUUCCACCACAUGAUCCACCAGAUCGACAAGAUGGAGUCCGACCUGGGCGUGGCCGAUAAGUUGCUGUCGGAGCUGGAGUCUCCUGCGUGGUGGCCGUUUGGUAAGUUGCCCUGGAACAGGAAGUGUCAACUGGAACUGGGUAAAGCUGAAGCUACAGCUCCACCCCCUGAAGGUGCCGCGAGAUCGUCUAAAGAGAUCCUGAGUGUGCCGGUUGUGUUUUACCGCGGCGGUGACAUAAACGCCGCAGAUGUGAAUUCCGGCGCUCUGGUGUUGCUAGUCUCCGCCCUGGAGGUGUUUGAUGCUAAUGGCCGACUCGUUCACCGCUUCCACAAACAGGAAGUGGACGAGAUCCGUGUGCACGGCGUUUGUGACAUCAGCGUGCGACAACGCCACAUCGGAAAGCCAGACGUGUGUUUCAGGUUGUUGUCGGCCAAGAUGGCGGAGGCACUGUGCGUCCUUGAGAUGCAGUACAAGAAGAAAGUGGAGUUUGCCAGGGAUUACACAGGGUUCCAGGCCACACCCAGUGAUGACAUCACACCAGGGAGCGCGGCCUUCUGGGGCGCCGGAGCGAUUUCAGACUCAGAUGUUCCUGUACAGGUUCCUGCAGGAGAUCUGACUCCAGUUCAGCUCCAUGUUCAGCAGAAGACAGUGACUCAGGAGGAGGCACAGGAGCUCAAACAGAUGCUGCUGCAGUUGAAGUCUCUGGCUCUGGAGGCGGACAGUGAGCUGCAGCGUCAGGAUGAAGAUCUGGACGUGUUGAUGUCCUCCAGUGACCGCAGCACCGCCACCAUCAACACACACACACGCAGGAUGAGGAAACUGCUCUGACCUUCAUCAUCAUCAUCACCUUCAUCAUCAUCAGUAACCAACACGAGCACGGACUUCCUCCUGCAUGACUCUGUGUCUCCCCCUGCAGGCAGUGAGAUGGACAGGUGAACUUCUCAGACUGACCUCUAUAUAAAGAGAUUUCCUGCACGUCUGCUAUGAAACACACACACACACACACACACACACACACACACAGACACACAGCUGAUUCAUUUACAUAAUUAUGUGCAAUCUGUAAAUGCUGUACAUAUACUGUGUGAUGUUUUAGUCAUGUUCCUUAUUUUUAUUUAUUUAUUGUCCUGAUGGAGUUUGUGAGUUAAACCUGACUGAAAUAAACACACAACGACCAGUAAAGUAGCACAGCAACACAUCUCCAUCAUCCGCCAUCACACAUAACGUGUAGGUCCUUAUCUAUAACCUCUUCACCGUGUGUGUGUGUGUGUGUGUGUGUGUGCAUGCGCACAUAAGGUAGGGAAUGAUACAGUGCCCACCGUUUAGUUACUAACUAGUUAAACAUCAUUUACAAACUGAAGUUAAGAAAAAACUACUUUAUUAACUGCAGGGGGAGCAGAACUAAAAUAUUAUUAGGGAAAUGGGGAAAAGGAAAUGGGGAAUAGUGAUUGGGGUAAAGAGGGAAGUAGAGAAUAAGGAGACCAUGUCCAUGUUCAUGUCAUAUUAAUCAUGAACGCUUCACUUUAUUCUUUAACACUCAGUAUAGAAUGUUUACUCAUGUUGUUCCACAUGAAUGAUUCUAUCAUGUCCGUUUAUCUUCUUGUUUAAAUCCCACUUUACCAUCAGCAGCCAAUCAGAACGUCUUCAUGACUCAGCACGAUUAGCACACACAUACGCUAGUCCUGCGCUAGCCACGCUGUUUCAUUCAGUUUACAGAAUCUUUCCAGAAUGUUCCAGUGAAGGAGUCUAAUGUCUUUUCUACAUCAGAAACACUAUGCUAGCUGGCGUUCCUGUUAUUAGCACGCGUUUUAUCAUAAAGGAAUGUUCUCUUUGAUUUAGUCAUGUUAUUAUUGAUACCUUUAGAUUUCCAGACCUUUACCUGUAUCAAAGAUUACCAUGGCAACAUGGUCUUGCACAAUUCUGCUCGUGUUGCAGGUCACGACGGUUAAAAGAGGCGGGAUUUACAGUUGUAUCUUUUAUUUUUGAUUACGUUUGUAUUUGUAUGAAACGAUUGAAAUCCACCCACACCCCUGCUGCUUGUUAAGAUGAAAAUGUAUGAGAUGAGAUUGCCAUGGCAACGUCCUUGAAGUAAAGCAUCUCACUGUACUGUUACACCUGUAUGUAUAACGACAAUAAAGGCCAUGUUUGUAUGUAAUUAAAUACGAACACUGUUUAUUCACCGUACGCUGUUUGUUGUGAUGUGUAACGUUUAGUUUAUUGUGAUCGUUUGUAUUAUUGCAUAUCGUCCAGAGUCCCGACUGGGUCAAGCUGUUCGCAGUCGAUGUGUAGGCUAAUAAAUACAUUAGUGCUGCUAGCUAGCUUCAGAGGUGUAGCGCUCACUCUGAUCACGCUGUUUGUUGAACGAGGUACUGUAAUGACCGCAGGCUGCAGUGCGAAAUAAACGAACGUGAACGCUCAGAUUGUUGAUCACCAUCAUUUCCUCAAAAUAAAAGUGUCAAACUUUUCAAAGCAAAAACUGAGUUUACCAAACCUCAUCAACGCUAAUUUUCAUCUUAAAGAACUUAUACAAUAAUAAUAAAUGUGAAAAUGGACAUGUGAGCCUCUCCUCAGCUGGAACUGUUGACGUCUGGAUUUGAUCUGAGGAAAGCCAUGAGAUCAGGAGGCCAGAUCCCACCCAACAACCUUCCUGACCCGUUUUUGAUGUUUUGGUACGACCCAUGUCAAAACAUUUCCCCGUGGCAGAGCGGGAAACAGCGGAGUGAAGCCUCUGUAAACAACACGGAGAACGUGCGGAGGAAACCUGUCAUUACAACAUCCUGCUGGCACUGAGAGAGAAAACAUCUGCUCACCAUACUGAGAGAGAGAGAGACUGAGAGAGAGACUGAGAGAGAGACAGGGAGAGAGGGAGAGAGAGACUUAGAGGCAGACAAGGAGAGAGGGGGAGAGAGACGGAGAGCAGGAGGGAGAGAGAGAGAGGAAGGAAGAGGAAGAGACCAACAUGGAGAGAGAGAGAGAGACGGAGAGAGAAACCGAGAGGCAGACAGACAGGGAG
This is a messenger RNA of Ictalurus furcatus (blue catfish), 4106 nucleotides long. RefSeq names its product synaptosome associated protein 47 (gene snap47). The coding region runs from base 665 to 1921 and encodes 418 amino acids. Gene Ontology annotation, biological process: synaptic vesicle fusion to presynaptic active zone membrane; synaptic vesicle priming; exocytosis. The transcript has 6 exons. The record is from RefSeq and is a predicted model, not a curated record. Gene Ontology annotation, molecular function: SNAP receptor activity; syntaxin binding. Gene Ontology annotation, cellular component: SNARE complex; plasma membrane. NCBI's taxonomy places the organism in Eukaryota, Metazoa, Chordata, Actinopteri, Siluriformes, Ictaluridae.